UAUGCAACUCUACAGUCUAACUUUACAAAAAAGCACAGGAAUACAAAAGGCUAUAUAUGGAAAUUUCUCAGGACCAAAAGCCUAAGAGAUUGUUGUAUCAAAAGUGAAGCAUAUUGAGCUUCUUAAGAUAAAUGAGAGCAAGUAUAAAUAAUGUUAUAUAAUGUUUAGUGGUAAAUUAGAGACUAUAGCAUCAUAAGAAGUAUUUGGUAUAAUACGUUCAAUCCAUUCAUUUAGAUUUCCUGGAGUAAAUAUUUUAAUAAAAUUGUAGAAUAAUAGAGAUAAUUUGGUUAUUGGUAGUGAUUCUGGUCGAGUAGUAGUGUUAGGUUUUGAUGGUUUAAAAAACAUGUUUGUAAAAGUGCAUUAAGAAACUUAUGGGAAAACUGGAUGUAGAAGGAUUGUUCCUGGCUAAUACCUGGCAUGUGAUCCUAAAGGAAGAGCCUUUAUGAUUAGUGCAGUAGAAAAACAUAAAUUUGUAUAUAUAUUAACUAGAGAAAAUGAAAAAAUUACAAUUUCUUCCCCUUUGGAGGCGCCAAAAUCUCAUACUAUUGUGUUUGAUAUUGUAGGGUUAGAUGCUGGUUAUGAUAAUGCUUAAUUUGCAGCAAUAGAAUCAGAUUAUGGUGAUUGGUAAGACAAGGACAGUGCAGUUUGCACAGGUAUUUAAACAAAAUUCUUAACUAUAUAUGAAAUGGAUUUUGGAUUGAAUACUGUGAGAAGAUAAAGAUCAGAUCCUAUUCAUAUUUCAUCUCAUUCUUUAUUAAUGGUUCCUAAUGCACCAGAUGGACCAGGAGGUGUUAUAGUGUUAUGUGAAGAUUUCUUGCAUUAUCGAGGUCCAAAGAAUUAGGAAAUGAAAGUUCCAUAUCCAAAAAAUUAGGGAAUGCCUGCUGAUAGAGGAGCAAUGAUAAGUUCAUUUGGAUUUUAUAAAUAAAAAGUAAUUAUUAUUUGAAUAUAUAUUAGUCAUCCUUUUUAUAUUUAUUAUAAUCAGAGUAUGGUGAUUUAUUUGAAUUAUCAUUACAAUUUACUAAAGAUGAAGUUCAUUCAAUAAGAAUGAUCUAUUUUGAUACUAUUCCUGUGGCUAAUAGUUUGUGUUUGAUGAGAAGUAAACAUCUAUUUGCAGCUUGUGAAAAGGGAAAUCAUUGUUUCUAUAAAUACUAGAGAGAGGAAAUAAACACUAAUAUUAUCUGUACUGAUUCUAGUAUGGCUCUUGAAGAAUAAAUAUUCUUUAAGCCUUAAAAACUUAAGCAUUUAUCACUCUUAUAGGAACUUAAUAAUUUUAGUUGUAUUAGUGAUUUAAAAGUGGCAGAUUUAGCAAAGGAAGGCAAUCCAUAAAUUUAUAUAUGUUGUGCAGCUGGUAAUAGAUCUACUUUGAGAGUUUUGAGACAUGGUUUAGAAAUAACAUAAUUAGCUAAUACUAAUUUAUAAGCAAAACCAUUAGGUAUAUGGACUUUAAAAGAGAGAUAUGAGGAUCCAGUUCAUAAAUACAUAGUGAUUUCAUACAUUAAUAAAACCUUAGUAUUAAAAAUUGGUGAGAAAGUAGAGUAGGUUCAUGAUACAGGAUUAGAAGGAACUAAAUAAACAAUUCAUGUUGGAACUUUAAUUGAUGAUUCCUAAAUUCAAAUCUUAACAAAUGGAUAUAGACACAUUAGAAAAAACAAACCACCUACUGAUUAUAUUAUUGAUGGUAAAGUCAUUAAAGGAGUUUCAAAUGAAAAAUAAGUAGCAUUUGCUUUAGCAGGUGGUGAUGUUUACUAUUUUGAAUUGGAUACUACAACAGUUUCAGGAAAUUUGAUUGAAAUAACAAAAGAUUAAAUGGAUAAUGAAAUAAAAGCUUUAGAAUUAGGCCCUAUUGAAGAGGGAAGAUAAAGAUGCAAAUUUUUAUGUGUGGCUUUGAGUGAUUAAACAAUUAGAUUAUUGAGUUUAGAACCUGAAUCUUGUUUUGAAAGAGGAGCCAUGUAAGCAUUGCCUAGUGAAGCUGAAAGCUUAUGCAUGAUGGAAAUGGCCUCUGAAUAAGAAGGUUAAUAAAGUUUUACAAAAUAGUUAUUUUUAUUUAUAGGUUUGAAUAAUGGUCUCUUAAUGAGAACUUCAGUUGAUUAAUUAUCAGGAGGUUUAUCUGAUACAAGAACAAGAUAUUUAGGAACAAAGGCUGUAAAAUGUCUAAGGAUUACAGCUAAUUAAUAAUAGGCUAUGUUAGCAUUAUCAUCUCGAUCAUGGUUAUGUUAUAAUAAUAGUGGUCGUAUAUUCAUGUAACCAUUAUCUUAUGAUUAUUUGGAUUAUGCUUCUGCUUUUCUUGCUAAGGAAUUUUAAGGUAUUGUUGGUACUAAUUAAAGUACUUUACGAAUCAUAAUGCCAGAGAGAUUUGGUGAAAUAUUUAAUUAGUAGUCAUUAGAUUUGACAUAUUCACCUAGAAAAAUGAUUUUUCAUGAACCUAGCAAGGCAAUAUUUAUUAUUGAAUCAGAUAAUCGAUCAUAUAACAAUAUUUAAUAAAAGGUUGAGGAAGUUUAUUAGACUGAAGAAUUACCAGAAUAAUGGAAUCAAAUUUAAGCUGAACAAUAUAAAUGGGCAUCUUUAAUUCGAAUAGUAGAUGCCACUAAAUUAGAAACACUUAAUGUUCAUCAAUUCUAUGAGAAUUAACAUGCAUGUUCAAUCUGUUAUAUUUAAUUUGCUGGUUAUCAAGAAUAAUACAUAUGUGUUGGAACAGUAAAAGAUCUUGUAAAUGAACCAUCAAGAAAAUUCAGUUAAGGAUUUAUACAUACAUUUAUUUAUGAUAAUAAAACUUUGAAAUUAAAACAUUCAACUCCUAUAGAUGAAAUUCCAUAUGCAUUAGCAGCUUGGAGAGGAAGAUUAUUAGUUGGAGCUGGAUGUAAUUUAAGAGUAUAUGAAAUGGGAAAUCAAAGAAUUUUAAAGAAAGCAGAAAUCAAAAAUUUGAAUUCUUUUAUUACUUCAAUUAUGGUUAAAGAAGAUAGAAUUUAUGUAGCAGAAGUGGCUGAUUCUAUACAUCUCCUUAGAUAUAAUAUAAGAGAUUAAACAUUUAUGGAAUUGGCAGAUGAUAUUCUACCAAGAUAUGUAACAGCAAGUACUGUUCUAGAUUAUCAUACUGUUAUUGCUGGCGAUAAAUUUGAAAAUAUAUUUGUUAGUAGAGUACCAUUAGACAUAGAUGAAGAAUAAGAGGAACAUCCAUAUGAAUAUAAAAUGAAGAUGGAUCAAGGUUGUAUGAAUGGAGCUCCAUUUAAAAUGGAUUAAAUAUGCAAUUUUUAUGUAGGUGAAGUCAUUACUAGUCUCUAAAAAAUUGCCUUAGUGUCCACCAGUUCAGAAGUUGUUGUCUAUGGAACAUCCAUGGGAUCAAUUGCUGCACUUUAUCCAUUUGAUAAUAAAGAGGAUAUUGAUUUCUUCCUCCAUCUUGAAAUGUAUCUUAGAGUUGAACAUCAACCUCUUUCUGGAAGAGAUCAUAUGUAAUUUAGAUCUGCCUAUGGGCCUUGCAAAGUAAAUAUAUCUUAUAUUAUUUCUAUAGUCUAUCAUAGAUGGAGAUUUAUGUGAUUAAUUUGGAAAUAUGUAAUAUAAUAAAUAAAGAGCUGUGGCUGAAGAAUUUGAUAGGACUCCUGCUGAUAUAAUAAAAAAACUUGAAGACAUUAGAAAUAAAAUUUUAUGA
Molecule: messenger RNA, 3643 nt
Organism: Paramecium pentaurelia
Lineage: Eukaryota; Ciliophora; Oligohymenophorea; Peniculida; Parameciidae
Source: the annotation of a GenBank genome assembly